UUGCGCAGCUGCUGGUCAGUGUGAGUUUUUAUUUAUACCGAUUUUUAUUCCCGUUUAUUGUGAGAAGCGAGCGGUCAGCGUCAGUCCGCGAGAGACACGCAUGAGGGGCUGAUGGAAAGCGCGCGGGAGCCGGCGGACGAGCGUUCGGAGCGGAAGCACAGGGAUUCGUUCGGUAUCUCUGAGGGCUGUGAGAGCUGCAGUGAGGAGUCCAGCAGCAGCUGCACUUCAGACGACAGCGAUGAAGAUUCGUCACCACUGCCCACCACCCUGCCCAUCAUACACACCAACGGACAGGUCUACACCUACCCCGAUGGCAAAGCGGGCAUGGCGACGUGUGAGAUGUGCGGCAUGGUGGGUGUCCGAGAUGCGUUUUACUCCAAAACGAAGCGCUUCUGCAGCGUGUCCUGCUCACGGAGCUACUCAUCCAACUCCAAAAAAGCCAGCAUCAUGGCCCGACUGCAGGGUAAGCCUCCGACCAAAAAGGCUAAAGUGCUGCAGAAGCAGCCGCUAAUGGCUAAGCUAGCUGCGUACAGUCAGAACCAGAACAAUCAGCAGAGCCAGGUGAAGGUUAAAGCAGCUGUGCCCCUGGACAGUUUUGACUGGGGAAACUACAUUGGCAGUGGAGACAUGGUGGGGGCGCCGGUGAGCUGCUUCAAACACGUUCCUAUGGGAACCUCCUGGGACGACAUUACGGAGGGCAUCAGGGUGGAGGUGCUGAAUUCAGACAGUAGUAUACCCAUGAAGGUCUACUGGAUUGCCAGUAUCAUCAAGCUGGCAGGGUUCAAGGCUCUGCUCCGCUAUGAGGGAUUCGACAGUGACUCCGGGCAGGAUUUCUGGAGUAACCUGUGUGUUCCUGAUAUCCACCCUGUGGGCUGGUGUGCUUCAGGAGGAAAACCUCUCGUUCCACCCAAAUCAAUCCAGCACAAAGUGACGAACUGGAAGGCGUUCCUGGUUAAACGUCUCACCGGAGCCAAAACACUGCCGCCCGACUUCUCCAGCAAGGUGCAGGAGAGCAUGCAGUUCCCCUUUAAGAAGCUGAUGCGGGUGGAGGUGGUGGAUAAGGCUCACCUGUGUCGGACGCGGGUGGCCCUGGUGCAGCAGGUGAUCGGGGGACGUCUCCGACUUGUCUACGAGGAGAGUCAGGACGGAUCGGACGAUUUCUGGUGCCACAUGUACAGCCCCCUCAUCCACAGCAUCGGCUGGUCCCGCAGCAUCGGACACCGCUUCAAACGCUCCGAUGUGGCGAAGAAGCUGGAUGGUCAGGUGGACGCACCGGGACAGCUGUUUGCUAAGGUGAAGGAUGUAGAUCAGAGCAGUGAGUGGUUUAAGGAUGGGAUGAAGCUUGAGGCCAUCGACCCCCUCAAUCUGUCCGCCAUUUGUGUCGCCACAGUCAGGAAGGUUCUGGCGGACGGAUACCUCAUGAUCGGAAUUGACGGCUCGGAGGCAGCGGAUGGUUCAGACUGGUUCUGUUACCAUGGCACCUCUCCCUCCAUCUUCCCGGCUGGUUUCUGUGAAAUCAACAGCAUUGAGCUCACUCCACCUCGCGGCUACAUAAAACUCCCGUUCCGAUGGUUCGACUACCUCAGGGAAACCAGUUCAGUGGCAGCUCCAGUAAAGCUGUUUAACAAGGACGUCCCCAACCACGGCUUCGUUCCCGGCAUGAAGCUGGAGGCCGUGGACCUCAUGGAGCCACGGCUGGUGUGUGUUGCCACGGUGACGCGGAUUGUGCACAGGUUACUGCGGAUCCACUUUGACGGCUGGGAGGAUGAAUAUGAUCAGUGGGUGGACUGUGAGUCGCCUGACCUUUACCCUGUAGGCUGGUGCCAACUGACCGGGUACCAGUUACAGCCCCCCGCAAUGCAGGCAUCGCGGGAUCUUUCUGCAGGCGUACCGAAGCAGAGGAAGAAGUCCCAGCAGUAUAAAGGGCAAAAGAAAAAAAGGAAGAUUGCGAUUGGUAAGCGGCCGGUGAACCUGUGUGGGGCGGGGCUUCCUCGGAGGAACCUGUGUGGAGAUGAGAACAUGACUCCGCCCCAUUACCCAUCAGCCCCCUCACCAUCAUCUGCUCCUGCCAACGCUCCUCUCGACUCGGCCGACAGAGACUCGACAAACCACACGCCAGUCGCUGCUCUUCAGCUGAAGGAUGAAGCCGCUAAAGCCGACGAUUUCAGCUUCCGACAGAGUUCUUCAAACAGCACGGACGGAUUCUUCGUCAAACAGGAACCGUGAGCCUGAAUAAACUUUACACAGCUCAUCAGCAGAAAAACAAGCCACACAUCAGUGUCUCGUAUCGGCUCUGUGGCUGCUGACCUGCUUCACCCUCAGCGGUCCGUUUAAUCAUGACUUAUUUUGGUUAAACCAUUAAGGCCCUUAUCUGAAGCUCUGAGCACAAAUCUGAAGAAAUUACUCAAAUCCAUCAAACCAAGCAGCUAAACAGUGAGUUUUCAUCACUCAAUAAAUCAUUACAUUCAGCAUUGGGUCACAGGACUACUGAUUAUUAACAAUACGAUAGAAAUUUCAGAUCUGAUUGAGAAUAAAAGUAGAAGAGCUAGAUGUAAUGGGAAAAAUAAUUCUUUGGAUUGUGUUAGAUGUUCGUCCAAGACAAAACUACACCAAAUUUCAUCACUAUAGACCAACCAGAACACGUCCUGUGGCAUUUUCCCUUAUCAUACAAGAUGUUGGACACAAAUAGGUUCUGACGUAAAACCAUAACUAAUGUUAACGUAUUUUAAAGUAUUUGUUAAGUUGUCAGUUUUCACCCAGGACUUUUAUACAUUCACUGUAAAUGCAAAUGUUACUGUUUUAAACACUCUUUUAGUGCAUCACAGUGUUUGGUUGAGCAUAACUCAGUGUGUGAGGUGUAAACAGAGUGAUUCAGAGUGGUUUGGUGUGAAAUGGUUCAGAUGUCUUUACAGUGGUGGUGAUG
Molecule: messenger RNA, 2923 nt
Organism: Colossoma macropomum (tambaqui)
Lineage: Eukaryota; Metazoa; Chordata; Actinopteri; Characiformes; Serrasalmidae
Product: MBT domain-containing protein 1-like
Exons: 17
Coding region: 112-2226 (704 amino acids)
Biological process (GO): regulation of DNA-templated transcription
Cellular component (GO): nucleus
Molecular function (GO): zinc ion binding
Source: RefSeq, a predicted model, not a curated record